Messenger RNA from Adineta ricciae, 393 nucleotides. NCBI's taxonomy places the organism in Eukaryota, Metazoa, Rotifera, Eurotatoria, Adinetida, Adinetidae. The record is from the annotation of a GenBank genome assembly.
AUGAAACGUAAAGACAAGGAAUAUUCAAAAACUCGUAUGGAACGUUUGAAUUCGUUCGGACAUCAUGCUGGCGACGAAUCCGAUGCUUAUGUUGGCUCAGCAGCUACAACCGUCGUACGUAAAACAAUUCCAACUGGAAAGAAUACGCAACGUAUGUCAAUUGCAUCCGAAGAAACGAAUCGAUUGAAUCCAACGGACAGAAAUCAUAAGAUUUUAACAAAUAAACAUACAUUAGAAGAACAACAACACCGAGUGUCGAUGAGACAACCAUCGGGAAUUAAUAACUCACAUACUUUACCAAAUAAUCAUACAGGCCAACAGCUUCUAUUAACUUCUGGUGAUAUUGAAGCAAUGACUAUGAAACAAUUUCGUAUUGGUUCACUUGGAUGUUGA